AUGUCGGUGGCCGUCGCCCUGACCGCGCUUGUCGCAUGCGGUUCCUGUUGCAUGUCGACCGCCACCGCCGCUUCGGUGUCCGAUCAGGCCAGUAGCGACAGCGACUACCUGUCUCUGGCCACCGACGACCUGCAGCCGCAACAGAUAUCAGUCCAGUUGCAGCAGACGGACCUGGGCCAGCUUUACGGUCAGAAUCAAAUGGGACAUACUCAGGAUAAUAUUGAUAAUUCAAAUUUUGAUUUUUUUCACCAAUUUCAUUUGCAUGAAUCUUCAGAAUGGCCUUUUCCACAACAAAUAGAUAACAGAAUUGGGCAAAUAUCUGGUGUUUCCAUAAGCAAAGACAAUUUUGUAUAUAUAUUUCACAGGGGCGAUCGAGAAUGGAAUCAAACUACAUUUUCUGAAAACAAUGUGUACAGAGAAAAACAUAAAGGACCAAUUUCUGAACAGGUAGUUGUUGUACUGGAUCCAAAAAAUGGUUCGGUAAUUAAAAGAUGGGGUAGUCACAGAUUUUAUAUGCCUCAUGGCAUUACUGUUGAUCAUGAAAAUAAUGUUUGGUUGACUGAUGUUGCUCUCCAUCAAGUGUUCAAAUUUGGCCCAAACUCUGAAGAUUUAUUAAUGACUUUUGGUACUGCAUUUGAACCUGGGAAAGACUUAGACAAGUUUUGCAAACCUACAUCAGUAGCUGUAACAACUAGUGGUGAAUUCUAUGUAGCAGAUGGAUAUUGUAAUUCGCGUAUUAUUAAAUUUUCUGCUGAAGGACGAGUACUGUUGGAAUGGGGCCGAUCCACUAUAGUCACAGGUGAGAUGGUUGUGCCUCCUUACCAACUGUGGAUCCCACAUGCUUUGACAUUGGCUGAAGACAAAGAAUUGAUAUGUGUGGCCGAUCGUGAAAAUAGCAGAGUAUUAUGUUUUAAUACCAACAAUGGAACCUUUAAUUUUGAAAUUAAUCCACAAUUAUUUCAACGUUUAUUCAGUGUUGCAUAUUCACCAAUGGCUGGUGGAUUAUUUUAUGUACUUAACGAUAAAAAUAUGGAUGUAAUAACUGAGACAUUAGCACAAGGAAUUGUGAUCAAUGCUACAUCAUUGGAGGUAAUUGGACAAUUCCAUCCUAGAGAUAACGAAUUUUCACGACCUCAUGACAUGGCUGUAAGCCCAGAUGGAACAUCUGUUUAUGUUGUGGAACUUAUAAGAUCUCAUAUUCGGAAGUUUGUGUUAGAUUCAGAUAUUCAAAACAAAUUUCUUAACAAAAGUGUUGAUGCACUUAAUGUUUCAGAGCAAGAAUUAAUGUUGAACAAAUAUAACGUGUUAGAAAAUUGUCCUGGUCUAAGAGAAAAUUCUGGGAAACAAAUUUUAUUGAUCAUGUUAAUAAUUGCUGUUGGUUUGUUUUUCACUGCUGCUAUAUUUGUAACGGUUUUAAUAUACACACGUACUAAGUCAAUAGCUCACCGGAAAGACGCAGCUUUCAGUCGAUGGCAGCCUCGGACACUCAACACUGCAGAUGGAUUUACUUUGGGAAACAUAUUCAAUAAGAAACAACGAGCUGGAUUCGAAAAACUUGCGACCGUCGAGGUGAGCGAAGACGACGACGACGACGACGAUGACAACGAUCUGAACGUGAGGGCUUAA
Molecule: messenger RNA, 1626 nt
Organism: Macrosiphum euphorbiae (potato aphid)
Lineage: Eukaryota; Metazoa; Arthropoda; Insecta; Hemiptera; Aphididae
Source: the annotation of a GenBank genome assembly